Molecule: messenger RNA, 6100 nt
Organism: Podarcis muralis (Common wall lizard)
Lineage: Eukaryota; Metazoa; Chordata; Lepidosauria; Squamata; Lacertidae
Gene: PDE3A
Product: phosphodiesterase 3A
Biological process (GO): signal transduction
Molecular function (GO): 3',5'-cyclic-nucleotide phosphodiesterase activity
Source: RefSeq, a predicted model, not a curated record
AAGGGAGAGAAGAAAAAGACCUCUCGCUAUGGCUGGGAGCAGCGACUGUGCGAGCAGGGUCCGGAGCCAAGGCAGCUGGAGCUCGGGCGAGGAGAAAAACUCUCCGUCUGCAGCGGCGGCAGAGGGAGCCUUAGGCGCCGGUUGCAACGGCUGCUGUUCCUCUGCUGGGCCGGAGGAAGUGGAGAGCAGCAGCAAUGAGAAGAAUGACCAUCAUCCCCAUCGGGUAGGAGGCUGGAGGAGUGGCGAAGAAGAGGCUCUUCCCAAGGUCUGGACGUGCUGCAAACUUUCCUGCGCUCUGGGCGCAGGCUCGCUGGCUCUGCUCUUGGCGCUCGGGACCCGCUUGGUGCGCAGCGCCGGCGAGGAAGAGGCGGAAGAAGAAGAAGGAGGAGGAGAGGCCGCUGAGGGCGACGGGGCGCCCGGCCCAGGUGCGAGCUGGCCCCCGAUCCCGGGCUCGGCGCUGUGCUGCCUCCUCCUGGCCGCCUAUUUCUGGCUGGGCUGGGCCUUGCUGCGCGCCGGGGUCCGCUUGCGCACGGCGGCGCUGCUCGUGGCCGCCUGCUGCGUUGGGGAAGCGCUCGCGCAGCUGGCCUUGGCCCCCGGGGAGGAGCGCCUGCUCUCGCUGGCCGCCAGUGGGGUGGUGCUGGGCUGCUUGGCCGGCGGGACAUGGCUAGCGCUGCGGCUCCGCCACGGCGUGCUCAUGAUCGCCUUGACUAGUGCCCUGCGGAUCGCCUCGCUCGCCUCCCUGGAGAGCAUCCGCGCGCCUUGGAGACCUUACCUGGCUUAUCUGCUCGCCUUGCUGGGCAUCCUUGGCGCAGGCUACGCGCGCCACGCCUUGCGCCGCCGCCGCGCCGCCGGGAAACAGGAGGAGGCGGAGGAGGAGGAGGAAGGCACCGAAGGGGCGGAAGGAGCGGGCUGUGGCGCUGCUGCUGCUGCUGCCCGGCCGGCCAAGGAAGAGGUGCAGGUUUUUAAGCGCAGGAGGAGAUCCAGUUCGAUGAUCUCCGCCGAGAUGGCUGGCUGCGGCAAUAAGUCCCAUCGCAGGACCUCCUUGCCUUGCAUCCCCCGAGAGCAGAUCAUGGGACAUUCUGAUUGGGAUCACAAACGAGGACCCAGAGGAUCUCAGUCUUCGGGCACCAGUAUUACAGUUGACAUUGCAGUCAUGGGAGAGGCUCAUGGACUCAUUACAGACCUCCUGGCAGAUCCUUCCUUACCACCAAAUGUCUGCACCUCCCUUCGGGCAGUGAGCAACCUGCUCAACACACAGCUAACCUUCCAAGCCAUCCACAAACCGAGGAUCAACCCUUUGGCAUCUUUCAAUGAGAACUACACCUGUUCUGACUCAGAGGAAUGCUCAGAGAAGGGAGAAAAGCUGACUAUUCCCAAGCGCUUCCGGAAAAGUCUGCCCCCAGGUCUUUUGCGACGAGUGUCGUCCACUUGGACAACAACCACAUCUGCAACUGGUUUGCCCACUUUGGAGCCAGCUCCAGUGAGAAGAGACCGCAGUGCUAGCAUCAAACUUCAUGAUACUUCAUCAUCCGGCUCCGACGCGUGGAACAAUUCCCUCCUGAUGAACCUCACCAAAAGCAGGUCGUUCUCCGCCUCCUAUGCAAUGUCUGCUGCAAACCAUCUGAAUUCCAAGCGGCCAAGUCGGCAAGGUAUCCCACCAAAUAUUUCACCUCUUACCUCCCCAAGCCAUUCGCCCAUCCAUGGCACUCCAGCCAGCAGCCCCAUCAGCAAGACCUCCAGCGAACAAUUCCCCGAGUCGACGGUCACUGCCACUAAGCAAACGCUGAAGCCCCAUAGGGCCUUGGGUUGUACCCAGAGUGCCCCUAACCUUUCGGAGCCUGUCGUGGCCACGCCUGUCAUUUGCAGCAGCUGCGGCAGACCGUAUAACCCAACAGACCCCGCCGAAGGAUCUCUGAGCAGACGGGAAGGCGGAACGCACACCCUGAACAGAACAGAGGACCCAGCACAAGCCACCUCCGACUAUGAAACAAACAACAGCGACAGCAGCGACAUCUUGCAGAAUGACGACGAGACGGAGUGCUCCAAGGAACGGGAGCGCGUGGGGUCCAUCUGCAGGACGUACGCGCCAGAAACGAUCAUACUGCAUACUCUGUUGCCGCCUGAGGACAAGCCUAUUCUUGCCCCAGAGCCUCUAAUAAUGGACAAUUUGGACCCUCUUAUGGAGCAGCUAAACAAUUGGAAUUUCCCAAUCUUCGAUUUGGUAGAGAAGAUAGGCAAGAAAUGUGGUCGCAUCCUCAGUCAGGUGUCCUACAGGCUCUUUGAGGAUAUGGGGCUAUUUGAAACCUUUAAAAUUCCCAUGAGAGAGUUUAUGAACUACUUCCAUGCUUUGGAGUGUGGAUACCGAGAGAUACCUUAUCACAACAGGAUCCAUGCCACUGAUGUUCUCCACGCUGUUUGGUACCUUUCAACGCAGCCUAUACCAGGACUCUCAACUGUGAUUAAUGACCAUGGGUCAGCAAGUGAUUCAGAUUCAGAUAGCGGGAUCACUCACGGCCACCUGGGCUACGUCUUGUCGAAAACAUACGCACCAACAGACGAUGGCCAUGGAUGCUUGGCGGGCAACAUCCCUGCCCUCGAACUGAUGGCCCUUUAUGUAGCUGCUGCCAUGCACGAUUACGACCACCCGGGGAGAACCAACGCCUUCUUGGUUGCCACCAGCGCUCCUCAGGCUGUUCUAUAUAAUGACCGUUCUGUUUUGGAAAACCAUCAUGCGGCGGCUGCAUGGAACCUCUUCAUGUCCCGGCCAGAAUAUAACUUCUUAGUCAACCUCGAUCAUGUGGAGUUCAAGCACUUUCGGUUCCUUGUCAUUGAGGCAAUCUUGGCCACUGAUCUGAAGAAGCACUUUGACUUUGUAGCAAAGUUCAAUGCCAAGGUCAAUGAUGACGUUGGCAUUGAUUGGACGAACGAGAAUGACCGCUUGCUGGUUUGCCAGAUGUGCAUCAAGCUGGCGGACAUCAACGGGCCCGCGAAAUGCAAAGAAUUGCAUCUGCAGUGGACGGAGGGCAUUGUCAACGAAUUUUACGAACAGGGUGACGAGGAAGCCAGCCUAGGCCUCCCCAUCAGCCCUUUCAUGGAUCGCGCCGCCCCUCAGCUUGCAAACCUCCAGGAAUCCUUCAUCUCUCACAUUGUGGGACCGCUGUGCAAUUCCUAUGACUCAGCAGGGUUGAUGCCAGGGAAGUGGGUCGAAGAUAACGAUGAGUCGGGCGAUACUGAUGAACAGGAGGAGGAAGAUGCUGCAGACAUGGACACCUAUGAAAACCCCGAGUCAAGGAAGAAGAGGAGGAAAAUCUACUGCCAAAUCACUCAGCACCUACUUGAGAACCAUCAGAUGUGGAAGAAAGUCGUUGCGGAGGAGGAACGGAAAGCCGGGGCAGAAAAGCAACCCUCCGAAGAGAUUGAGGCUAUAAAAGAGGAGGAGGAAGAAAAAGGGAAACCCAGAGGGGAAGAGGAAAGCAAAGCGCCCGAGACAAACCAAUGACAAGGAUAGGAUGUUGAGCAGUAUUUUGAGACAAGGAUGACUUGCGCACCUGUUCCUUUUUACAAGCCAGCACAACACUUAGACACAACACUGUAGAAAUACGGGAUAAUGCACCUACAGCUGUUUAAGUUGUUUCUCUUUACCUUUAAGCUCCUCCGCUCAAAGAAGCUUUCACACUGCAACACCAACUUUUACAGACUUUCGUAUGGGAUGGGAAUAUUAGCUUGGGUUUAUCAGCUUCAUUUUGUUUUCGUUUUUUUUAAUGAUGGCAUAUUAUGGUAACUGUGAUAACGAAAGAGAAAAGAAGGAGGAGAAAUUUCUGCUCGCAGUGAAGGGAGUGGCGGUUGCCUUUGUUCUUCUGUCUCCAUGAUAUGGCGUCAGUGAUCUUAUCCGUGAAAUAUUGGUUCUGUUGUGCCAGUAUAGAUACACAUGCGGGGUGGUACGCAUAGCAUCCCUGAACAAAUGGAUGUGAUGUUGCAUUUGAGGCUGGCUGUGACACUAGAGUAUGUUAUCUCAGCACAUGCACAUAAGGUUCCGACCCCAGAAUGUCAAGAAAAUGGCUCCUGCAUGGGUGUAAAUUUUGUCUGCAAAUGUGACCUCCUUAUCUUUCUCAGCCUCGGGGAGCCUGUGUUAGAAGCACUCUGUCUUUCUUCUUCUUCCGCACAACUCAGAAUAAUUCAGGCAGGCAUAAACCAGGGGCAGCUUUGGGCUCUGCAAAGCAAGGGCAGCCAAUGGCUGGUGCAAUCUUUUCUGCAGCUGGCUGGUAGCUCGUUUCCUAAAACGAGCAUCCAUUGGCAAGUUAACACUAGCUGUAUUCACACCUGCAGACUGUACAGGUUUACACUGGAUCACACGUACGCUUUGUACAAGUUGCAAAUGGCCGACACCAGUCGUCUGCAGAAGGGAAUGCACAUCCAACCACUGGCGCUCAUCCGUCAUGUCCAAAGGUAUUCCCAGUCUCUUGAAAGCGCUGGGGAGAGAGAUUUGCAUGGCCCUCUUCAAUGCCUCCUUUGAUAAUAAUCAUAUGAUUCCAGAUGUCUUGUGGGCUUAUGAAAAAAGAGGCACAUUGGCUGAUUCUCAGUUUAAUGUCAAGUAAUGACCGAAGAUGCUUGGUCACGGCUUAUUGUGAUAUUUUCAGUUCAUACUGGAAUUUACAGAGAGGGUCAUCAAACUUGGUCCUCUGCAACAGUGGCUUUCAGAUUGUCUGUUUUUGGGGAACGCGUUCGGCAUUGGUUAGUUUGCUGCAAAUCAUGUGUAUAUCGCUGGUAGUGAGAAGCAAGCUAUAUUUUGGGGAGAGUUAUUCUUCCAUUAUGGAUCUUCCCAUAAAGCAGUGGUGGGGAACGUGUGGCCUUCCAGAUGUUCUUGGACUCCAGUUGCCAUCAGCGCCAGCCAGAGUAACCAGUGGUCAAGGAUGAUGGGCACUGUAAUCUUUAAACAUCUGGAGGGACAUAAGUCUCCUUCCUUGAAAAAGCCAUGGCAGAUUUCCAAAGAGCCCCCGAGUUCCCCCGAAACACAGUUAAACCCACUGACGGGUUUAACUCUUGGCAGAAGCGCCUGUGGAAAGCAUCUGUGCAAAAGUUGGGGGGGGGACUUUUGAGAGUGGGGUUAUCUUUCUGCUCCUCUUUCAGGACAGGGAUUAACCAUGCUUCUCCUUUUCAGUGAAGGUGGUUUCCCAUGUAGCCUUUGACGUCAGCUGGAAAAAAUCUUACAUAGAAUCAGUUAUAAUUUAACUUUUCCUAUAUAGGUAUGCUUGCAGGUCUACAAUAAUCUGGCAAAUGCAUGUAUUAGGUUUCAAGUCCCCCUCAAAAUACCUUUAAGGAGGCGUUGUGACUGGGUGGGUGGGUGCAGAACAGGUGUGGAGAAGCUUUGGCCCUCCAGAUGUUUCAGACUCAUACCUCCCAAUGACCAUGCUUGCUGGGGCUGAUGGAAGUCGUUCAGAAACAUCUGGAGGACUGACAGUUCCUCACACCCGCUGUAGAAAAUGAUAUGAACUUAGGGGCCAAAUGCACAUUGUCAGUGUUUAUUUUUUCUGUUCUCAUUCUACUCACGGCCCCUAAUGUUGAUCAUGUGGGGUUUUAUUUUUAAAAGGAGGUUUCACUCUCAGUCUUUAAAAGCAGCAGGAUGAGAGAUGUGGAACCAUCCAGGAUCUUUGAAGUCAAAGGACCUUUGCAGUGCUUAAACUGAAGAGCACAGAGGCCUACCCUUUGUGUGUGAGAGAGCAGCCACUGGAAGUGAGGUCAAAGCAUGUCAUUCCGCAGCAAGGAAUUAAUUGGCAAUUAAUAGCUUGCUUAGAUCCUCCUUGAUCCAACAGAAGGAUUUAUUUAUUUUUACUUUGGAAUUCGGUUUGCUGUUUUGAAAAGCAAACAGAAGAUCAGGUCUUCAGCAAUAUGGUGUUUUUUUUGGUCGCUUAACUGAUUUCUUUUUUAAUCUCCUUGUCCAUGAUUUGCUUAUCUAUAUGUAAAUAUGGAAAUGCCUUUUGGGUCUUGUAGAUAAUAAGGGGGAAGAAGGGUGGGGCAUUUUUGUAAAGAUAAUUUAAGAAAAAAAAGAAAAAAAGCUAUUUUUAAAAAAUAAAAUGUAGCCAUUUGCUCGUUCGACAAAUAA